AGCGCCAUGGCAUCUUCACUUAGCAUCAUCCUUGCCGUUCUGCUCACCGUAGCAUCCACCGAUGCCGCUACCAUCACGGUCCUCAACAAGUGCUCCUACACGGUGUGGCCAGCCGCUUUCCCGGUGGGCGGCGGGACCAAGCUUGACCCGGGCAAAUCGUGGUCCUUCCAAGCGCCGGCGGGCACACAAUCCGGCAGGAUCUGGGCGCGCACGGGAUGCAGCUUCGACGGCAGCGGCGCCGGCUCCUGCACCACAGGCGACUGCGGCGGCGUCCUAGCCUGCGCCGCUCCCGGGAAGCCACCGGCAUCGCUUGCCGCGUACACGCUCGGCACGGGCAGCGUCUCCGACUUCUAUGACAUCUCCCUCGUCGACGGGUUCAACGUUCCCAUGAGCUUCGCCCCCACCCACGGCAGCUGCCGCACGGUCACCUGCUCCGCCGACAUCAACUCGCAGUGCCCGCCGGAGCUGAAGGUGGACGGGGGCUGCCUCAGCGCUUGUCUCAAGUUCAACACUCCGCAGUACUGCUGCCCGCUGCCGAGUAGUCCUGCGAGGUGCCCGCCGACGGACUACUCCCGCUUCUUCAAGCGUCUCUGCCCAGACGCCUACAGCUACGCCUUUGACGGCAAGAGCACCAUCUUUAGCUGCGCCUCCGGCACGGACUACCGUGUCACCUUCUGCCCCUAG
Molecule: messenger RNA, 684 nt
Organism: Lolium rigidum
Lineage: Eukaryota; Viridiplantae; Streptophyta; Magnoliopsida; Poales; Poaceae
Product: protein P21-like
Exons: 1
Coding region: 7-684 (225 amino acids)
Biological process (GO): defense response
Cellular component (GO): extracellular region
Source: RefSeq, a predicted model, not a curated record